This is a messenger RNA of Sciurus carolinensis (gray squirrel), 6280 nucleotides long. It is a transcript of the gene Mtmr7, whose product is annotated as myotubularin related protein 7. The record is from RefSeq and is a predicted model, not a curated record. Lineage: Eukaryota; Metazoa; Chordata; Mammalia; Rodentia; Sciuridae. The transcript has 14 exons. Gene Ontology annotation, molecular function: phosphatidylinositol phosphate phosphatase activity. The coding region runs from base 22 to 2007 and encodes 661 amino acids. Gene Ontology annotation, biological process: phosphatidylinositol dephosphorylation.
CCCUGCAGACGUGGACCCGCCAUGGAGCACAUCCGCACGCCCAAGGUUGAAAAUGUCCGGUUGGUUGAUCGAGUGUCUUCUAAAAAAGCCGUCCUUGGUACUUUGUAUCUGACGGCUACUCAUGUCAUAUUCGUAGAAAAUGUACCUGAUGCAAGAAAAGAAACCUGGAUUCUUCACAGUCAGAUUUCCACCAUUGAAAAACAGGCAACAACUGCUACUGGAUGUCCUCUUCUGAUACGCUGCAAGAACUUUCAGAUCAUACAACUCAUCAUACCACAAGAAAGAGAUUGCCAUGAUGUGUACAUCUCUUUGACACGCCUUGCACGUCCAGUGAAAUAUGAGGAAUUAUACUGCUUUUCAUUCAACCCCAAGCUGGAUAAAGAAGAAAGAGAACAAGGCUGGAUGCUGAUCGAUCUCAGUGAAGAAUACAAGCGAAUGGGCCUCCCUAAUAAUUAUUGGCAGCUCAGUGAUGUGAAUAGAGACUAUAAAGUCUGUGACUCUUACCCUACUGAACUGUAUGUUCCCAAAUCAGCCACAGCACACAUCAUCGUAGGGAGUUCCAAAUUCCGGAGUAGACGGCGAUUUCCUGCCCUUUCUUACUACUAUAAAGAUAACCACGCCUCUAUCUGCCGGAGCAGCCAGCCCCUGUCUGGCUUUAGUGCACGGUGCUUGGAGGACGAGCAGAUGCUCCAGGCCAUCAGGAAAGCCAAUCCAGGAAGCGACUUCAUUUACGUCGUGGACACUCGGCCUAAACUUAAUGCAAUGGCAAAUCGUGCUGCAGGGAAAGGCUAUGAGAAUGAAGACAAUUAUUCCAAUAUCAAGUUUCAGUUUAUCGGGAUAGAGAACAUCCAUGUCAUGAGGAACAGUCUGCAGAAAAUGCUGGAAGUGUGUGAACUUAAAUCUCCCUCUAUGAGUGAUUUCCUAUGGGGACUAGAGAACUCUGGCUGGUUAAGGCACAUCAAGGCUAUCAUGGAUGCAGGAAUCUUCAUCGCAAAGGCAGUUUCAGAGGAAGGGGCAAGCGUGCUCGUCCACUGCUCCGAUGGCUGGGACAGGACUGCUCAAGUGUGCUCGGUAGCUAGCCUCCUGCUGGAUCCGCACUACCGGACCCUGAAGGGCUUCAUGGUAUUAAUUGAAAAGGACUGGAUUUCCUUUGGCCAUAAGUUUAAUCACAGAUAUGGCAAUCUAGAUGGUGACCCAAAAGAAAUCUCCCCUGUAAUUGACCAGUUCAUUGAGUGUGUCUGGCAAUUAAUGGAACAAUUUCCCUGUGCCUUUGAGUUCAAUGAGAGGUUUUUGAUUCACAUUCAACAUCACAUUUAUUCCUGCCAGUUUGGAAACUUCUUGUGUAACAGUCAAAAGGAGAGACAAGAACUUAAAAUUCAAGAAAGAACAUACUCUUUAUGGGCUCAUCUAUGGAAGAAUCGAGCUGACUACCUGAACCCUCUGUUUAGAGCAGAUCACAGUCAGAACCAGGGAUGCCUUCACCUCCCUGUGGCUCCAUGCAACUCCAUGUACAAGUUUUGGAGUGGAAUGUAUAACCGCUUUGAAAAAGGGAUGCAGCCCCGACAGUCUGUUACAGAUUACCUUAUGGCAGUGAAGGAGGAAUCCCAGCAGCUGGAGGAAGAACUGGAGGCCCUAGAAGAAAGGCUGGAAAAAAUUCAGAAAGUCCAGUUAAAUCACAUUACAGUGAAGAGUAAUAAACAAAGUGAACCCAGCAAACACUCAGGGUUUUCUACCUCAGAAAACAGCACAGCCAACACUCCCCAGGAUUACAGUGGGAAUAUGAAAUCAUUUCCAUCCCGAAGCCCUUCACAGGGUGAUGAAGAUUCUGCUCUGAUUCUAACUCAAGACAAUCUGAAAAGCUCAGAUCCAGAUCUGUCAGUGAACAGUGAUCAAGAGUCUGGGGUGGAGGAUUUAAGCUGCCGGUCUCCAAGUGGUGGUGAGCGUGCACCGAGUGAAGACAGUGGUAAGGACCGGGAUUCUGAUGAAGCUGUGUUUCUCACUGCCUGAAGUUUCCCUUUGGAGUUCCAAAGUGAAGGACAAUCAAGAAACACUUCCAAAAAUAAGGGCAUGGUGCAAUUUUGAAUAAAAAUAACCUAGGAUAUGGGACAUGUCAUUGAGAAUUGUAAAAUGUAGCUAUGAAAAUGGAAAAACUGUCCAACUCUUAGUUUAUUUAGAUGUUGAAGAACAGGAAGUAGCCACUUCUUUUAUUAAAUAUAAGGAAAAAUUAUUCAUCAUUUUGAAACUCAUUCUAGACUAUUAAAAUUGUAUUCACUGCAAAGCAAUUCCUUCUGUCAUCACAUGAGGUUACCAAUAUAAAUCUUCCUUGUCAUAGCAUGCAUCUCCUCAAAAAGCCCCUUGACCUUCUUUCCUCACACUUGUUAUGGUCUUGAAUCCCUACUCUUAUUUCACUUCCAGUUGCAUAAUUUGUGUUUUCUAUCUUCUGACCCUAUUAUCAGUAUUUCUAAAAAUAGGGCAUGUUGAUGAGAUAUAACAUUUUUGGUUAAUGUCUUAUAUUCUUAUGGAGUUUUGAAAUUGUUUAAACUUAUCUUUCAGGUAUAAUAAUCACUUUAACUUUUCCUUAGAUAAUAUAUUUUGAAUUGUUGAUAAUUUUGUUGCUCUUCUCUGGAAUCUCUUUGUUUCUCAUCAUUUAAAAAAAAUGAAAAAACUUAUAACUUACUUUUUCUCUAAGAUGGGUCUAAUACCUAAUAAAGUAGAAGCAACAUUCACUCUCUGGCUCUUACAUAUGAAUUCAAAUCAUAUUUGCUUUCUUAAUAACAACCUUUCAUUACUAUUCCAGAGACUACACUAUCAAGACUGAGCCAACCACCAGCCUGAUUCCUGAAGUAUAAUAUUGUAAAAAUUAGUAGGGUAAAAUAUCAACGAGGGCAAAUCCCAGUUAAGACAGCCAAAUUCUCUAGUCUUAAAUAGGAUUUGCCCUGUAUUUUGCUAAAAAGCAGAACUUUACUAGGUAACCAGAACUUUUGAUUUGAAGGAACCUAGUAAAGUUGUCAUGUUUGAAUAGAGAGAAAUAAUAUUCACAAGGUAUGACUUUGAAAUAUUAGUUCUAGAAUGUAGAAGGAUUAAACUUACUUUUAAUAACUUACAUCAAUAUUUUAAAUGUGAAUUUUUUUAUUGGCGAAUAUAUUACAUUUUGCAAAAAUGGGAUAAGAUGAAGAAAAAAGGCAAGAAAGUGACAUUGCUGAAAUCUGUAGUUUGAAAGGUUUGGGGCAUAGUAAUAUACAUAAAUGAAAUUAUACAGUAUAAUUGUUAACUGUGUGCAUAUUUAAAAAUAGAAAUUAUUUUAAUAUACUAAAGACAUGUAAUAUAAAAUACUCUUUUAAUGUUAAAAAAAAGCAAGUACAUUCUUUAAGAAUACAAAAUCUGAGUAUUUUCUGCUGAGUAGUUCCCAAAUUAAAUACAAGGAAAGGCCAUUCAUUUUCUGUAAUAUAUGUAUAUAAUAGAGAAUACCCUCCUAAUAAAUACUUAGGAUAUAGAGUCAGUGGCUUUUACAUUUUUAUAACAUAUGUAAUUCACUUCAUACCAUUCUUGUAGUUAUCUACUUUUAGAAACAUUUUUGCCUAAAACUGAGGGUGUAACUUUAAUUUUUUCCAGUUGGGAGUGUAAGUCUAUAAAAACAAUACUUUUUAAAAAAUGAAAUAGUAUCUAUGCCAAAAAGGACUAUGCAUUUAUUUGGGAAAGCAAAUAGUCUAAUUUGAUACAUUAAAUUUUAAUUUUAUAAUGUGACCUCUUCCAUCAGAGCCAUAAAUUUUUAGUUCCCUCAAUCUUUUUAUAAAACAUUAUGUGUUCACUUAUUCUACUUAUUAAAAGUAACUAACAUUGAACUCUAUAUAAAAGGUUACAUUUACUGCUUAUUAAAUGUUCAUUGUGCUUUCACAGAGCCUUGAAAGAACACCCUCAAUCCAACAAGACUAAAUGCUCUUAACACUACAUUUUUAUUUUAAAUCAAACUGCAAUCAGGAAGUGUUUUAUUAUUUAGGGCAGUGAUUUAAAGCAAAGGGAAUGAAGUGAUAUGUAACUGAUAUGGGCAUAUUACUUCUUAACUAGUAAUUAGGGUUCAAGUGAUUUGUUAUUGAGUGAUAUUAAGGUAAAUUUGAUAGAACUAGGUAAGAAUUUUGAUCAUAAUUAAGCAAACCAACAAUUGACCUUUUUUUAUAGAAUAAAGGAAGGUAAGGAAAAGUACGGGGAAAUGCUAGAAUAAACAUUUAUUCUUUAAGACCACAUAAAUCUGAGCUAUCUUUCAAUUUAAUCAUAUAUAGAUUAUGAUUAAACCUUAUUUGUCCAACAAACUCUAUCCUAAUAAAAAUUCUCUAGGCUAUUCCUAGAAAUUUCAUUCAACUUUAAAAUGGUUAUCUUUAAUAUAGUAUAUAUCUCAUUGAUUUAGAACGUUCUUCUCUUUUGAGAUAUUAAUCUUUAAAUCUUUAUCCAUAAUGAAUCUCUGUCCUAGAUAGUCUAUUAAACUCCUAAGUUUUCCUCUGUAAUUUUGAUUUCCAUCUAGUCUUCUAUUAUAUAGUAAAGUAAAAUGAGAAUAUUUACCCUGGCAUGUAUAUCUAUAACCAAUUUUUACAAAGAAAUAUAGCCAAAACAUUAGGCAAAACAUCAUUUAAGUUUAUUGCAGUCAUGGAACUCAAAUUCACUCAGGCAUAAAUUCUUUCCAGCCUAAAUGACAUACAUAACCUAUAGCUGAACUAAAUAAUCAAUUUGUAUAAUGCAGAUAAUUGUGAUCAAACUUCUUUAUUUAAUGACUGGUUAAGAGGUUAUCUGAUAAAUUAAUUGAAGUAAAUUAUGUAUAUACAUAUAUACUUUUAUUUCGGCAGAACAGGAGGUAGAUGAGCACCUAAAUACCUAAACCAUGUCUGAGUUAUCUUUAUAUGGUAUUUCCACAAUGCCUUAUUUUUAGUAGGUGCUUAAUAAAAUUUGUAGAUCAAAUGAAUUAAUGCUAUUUUAGAAGGGCUCUGUUCUGCUGGCCUCUUGUUCUGGGAUAUACCUAUUUCCAAGAAAGCUACCUGAUUUAUUUGUAAAAGUUUGGGAAUGCUAUAUCUUCUAGUUACUGUAGUGAUUGUUGUGAAUAUUAAUGUCUGAUGGCCAAUGCUAUCACACCAGAUAUUGUCACAUACAAUAAGGAAAGUUCUGAAUGCCCAAAAGACUUUCACAAAUUUGACACACUGACCUUUACCUCAUUAUCUCACCUACAAACCAGGAAUAAUUUUAUCUUCUUCUGGGCAUUUUGAAGAUUAAAUAGCAUGCCCUUGGCACAGUGCCAACAAGACAGGCAAUUAAUAAAAGCUAUUUUCUGCAUCCAACAGAAAAUACUUUUUUAGUCCAUGUGAAUAUUUAUCUACAAACAUAGACUAAGUAUUAAGUAUUUUUCAAUUCUAAUAAGUCUUUCCCCUAAAACUCUACUGCUAAAGAUAUGUAUAAGAAAGAGAAAAAUGAAGACAAGAUAAUCUGUACUGUAUGCAAAUGUUGAAAUGAUAAUCACAGGGGGAUGAAAUUUAAGCAAAAAUAUGCACUAGGUUGUUUUGUGAUUUAGGUACUAGCUUACCAAGCCUCAGAUAUAUAGUUCAAGAUUUUCUCCCUUCAGAGUCUUUUAGGGCUAUCCAUAGAAUAUGUUCAUUUGGUGACAUGGCAUAGAAGCAAAUUACUGAACACAGUACAAAUGGAGAGAAAAAUUCAUUUAAAUUCAUUCAAAAUUAGGACUGCUUAAAAAUCUAAAUAUUACUUUUACUAUUACUAUAAAACUUUUCUCAGGAAAAUUUAAUUUACAAAACAGUAAGGAAAAUUCAUUGAUUUUUUUUUGCAUCUAUUUUUAUUAACAAAAAGAUUGUUUUUAACAUUAGGAAUUUAGAACACAUAUCCAUCCUACAACAAACCCAUCAGAUACUUAUGUUUUAAGAAUUAGCCUGCAAGUUUGUUUUGGACUGGUUUAUAUGAAGCCAGUCAUUUUCUUAAGUAAAAUAUUUAUUUAACUGUAUUGCAACAUAAAUGUAUCUUUAGUUGUAAAAAUAAAACAAUAUAUGAACAGCUGGUUUACUCUUUUGAUUUAUUGUUGGUAUUAAAAGUUACUUACUUGAGAUGGCACAUUGUCAGGUCUGAUGUUUCCUGACACUAUGAAUAUUAAAAACAAUUUGCCCUUGAAAGUUUUAUCAUCCAGAAAGAAAGAAAGAAAGAAAAAAAGAGAAAAGUCUUUCCACAGUUGAAAAUUUCUUCAAAAAAGGUUGAGAGGAAAAUAAUCUAAAUAGCACACCGUUCUUGAUAAAGA